UAGUACUAAACUGGUUGCAGGGAAACUAUGUAAGCUAACGCCAGCUAACGCUUCUUUUUGUAGCAAGGGAACUUGCUAGAGGUUCUCCUUUCCAUAAUCCUUACACUAAGCGAAAGUGAGGCUACGAUUUAAACCACAUUGAGAGGUUUUCUCAACCGGGAAAAGUUUUACGCGUCAUGUAGUCUAGAAUUAGCAACAUUUCACUAGCGGAAUCUGACUGACUCCAGUCUCCAGGCUUUAGUCGGGAGAUUUUGACUGGUCAAAAAUGAGGCGCCUGCUAAGCUAUGUUAUUAUUGCACCUAGAAUACUCCGUACCAUGUGGGUGACAGUGUCCCCGCAUAAAUUAAAGAGCCCUUCUGUUAUGAUGUGCACCUCGUCUUUUCAGGGAGACAGUGUUUGCAAUGGGACGCAGAGCAAAAAGCCGUUGCUGUCGGACCCGCAGCUGUUUGAAGCGCAGUUCAGUGAGCUGGUGGCAGAGCUCACCGAAAGAGACUUUAAGGAUCCCGACUUGGCUGAUGCUUUGGACAGGCUGAGACAGAUUAUGGUAUACAAUGUACCUGGAGGCAAGAAGAACCGGGGUCUGUCUGUGAUUGGUUCACUGCGGGAGCUUCUCCCACCGUCUCAGCUCACACAGGACACUGUGCAGCGGGCUUUAUUGGUCGGCUGGUGCAUUGAGAUGCUUCAGGCAUUUUUUCUCAUGGCGGAUGACAUUAUGGACGGAUCUCUGACUCGAAGAGGACAGCCCUGCUGGUACAAGCGGGAUGGUAUAGGUUUGGAUGCCAUCAAUGAUUCGUUUCUUGUGGAGGCAUCAAUCUACAGACUACUGCGGCGACACUGCAGAGAUCAGCCCUACUACGUCCACUUACUGGAGCUAUUUAAUGAAACGACUUUCCAGACAGAGCUCGGUCAAUCUCUGGACCUCAUGACUGCUCCACCUGGUCAGAUUGACCUCAGCAGAUUCACCAUGAAAAGAUAUCAAGCUAUAGUAAAAUACAAGACAGCCUUUUACUCGUUUUACCUCCCAGUGGCAUCUGCAAUGUACAUGGCAGGAAUUAAUAGUGAAGAGGAACACAGUAAUGCCAAAAACAUCUUACUUGAGAUGGGCGAGUUUUUCCAAAUACAGGACGACUACUUGGAUUGUUACGGCGACCCUGCAGUGACCGGAAAGAUCGGUACAGACAUCCAGGAUAAUAAAUGCAGCUGGCUGGUAGUGAAAGCUCUGGAAAUCAUGAGUCCGAAGCAGAAAGCAGAACUGGAAGCUUGUUACGGGCGUGAUGACGAGGACAGCGUGGAAAAGGUCAAAGCACUGUACAACACCUUGCAAAUGCAAACAUUGUAUCACAAAUAUGAAGAGGAAAGCUACCAGCGGUUGCAGAAACUCAUCGCUCAUCAUGCCCAGAACCUUCCUCACUCAAUCUUCCUCAAUUUUGCCAAGAAAAUCUACAAGAGGAACAAGUGAGGGAUCAUGCUGUUUAUUAGAGAGUGUAUAAUUAGUCUCAGAUGUAGUGCAUUCCAGAGGGCUUUCUGUUUCUAUCUGGUUUUAUUGAGCAUCUGCCUUGUAACCUUUUUCUUUUUCAAAAAGGGGAAAAUGAAUACUGCAGGGUUUGUUUUUAUUUAGUCUUCUUUUUUUUAAGACAAGCUUCUGACUUCAAUAGGGCUGUGAUUUUGAGAAUGUCAGUCUAUUUGAUUCCGUCUGCUAUUUAUUAAACCAGCUGCUUACUCAUACUGUAUGUAAUUUGGAAUGAAUCAAACAGACCUGGAUUUUAUCUUAGCGUUUGCCUGAUCUGAUUAAUUUCAUGGCUAGGCGACAAAAUGCUGAAAAUACUCCCAUGUAUAGAUUUACUUUUUGAUUAGGCACGACAGGGACAGUACAUAAAAGUGGGUACAUCCUGGCACAGUAUUUCUAUAUACUGAAUGUUUUUAUAUUGGUGCUAUAGUCUGUACUGGCCUGGAUGUUAUUUCUUUUAAUAAUAAAAUUAUUUAUGCUAAAUA
This is a messenger RNA of Melanotaenia boesemani (Boeseman's rainbowfish), 1992 nucleotides long. It is a transcript of the gene fdps, whose product is annotated as farnesyl diphosphate synthase (farnesyl pyrophosphate synthetase, dimethylallyltranstransferase, geranyltranstransferase). Gene Ontology annotation, molecular function: (2E,6E)-farnesyl diphosphate synthase activity; dimethylallyltranstransferase activity. Gene Ontology annotation, cellular component: cytoplasm. The coding region runs from base 266 to 1459 and encodes 397 amino acids. The transcript has 9 exons. The record is from RefSeq and is a predicted model, not a curated record. NCBI's taxonomy places the organism in Eukaryota, Metazoa, Chordata, Actinopteri, Atheriniformes, Melanotaeniidae. Gene Ontology annotation, biological process: trans, trans-farnesyl diphosphate biosynthetic process.